AUGGUUGAGACGGACAAUGCACAAUGCGACGGCGACAGGUCAACUGAAGUGAUGGACCGUGCGGCGGUGAUGUAUCAGCAAAAUUCGAUGAAAACCGAAUUGAGAUCACCUGCAGACUGUUGUGGUAGGUCUACGCGGUAUUUCACAGAUCAUUACUAUCCGCACUCGCCAACCAACUUCAGAAGCCUGGCCACUAGAAACCUAUACUAUGAUUAUUACGACCCACCUGCAAUGGUGACGCACAAGAAAGAUCCAGACGCCAAGACUUAUUACGGGCAGGACGCCAAUGAUAACGCCACAAGAUACUCAACACAAGGCAAGUUAACUGUAAUAAAAUUAAGACCAAUUUUGAACAUCAUGACAUUAUAUAAUAAUAAUAAUAAUAAUCUUUAUUAA
Molecule: messenger RNA, 396 nt
Organism: Acyrthosiphon pisum (pea aphid)
Lineage: Eukaryota; Metazoa; Arthropoda; Insecta; Hemiptera; Aphididae
Exons: 3
Coding region: 1-396 (131 amino acids)
Source: RefSeq, a predicted model, not a curated record